This is a messenger RNA of Macroventuria anomochaeta, 564 nucleotides long. RefSeq lists its product as uncharacterized. The transcript has 3 exons. The record is from RefSeq and is a predicted model, not a curated record. Lineage: Eukaryota; Fungi; Ascomycota; Dothideomycetes; Pleosporales; Didymellaceae. Bases 1 to 564 code for a protein of 187 amino acids.
AUGCGGUACAGGAUCCCAGAGGUCAUCACACUGCCGGACAUCAAGUUCAUGUACUUUCAACCGCACCGCGCCAGCGUCCCACUCGUUCCGGACGAUAUCCAGUCCCUUUUACACUUUGGCGCCUACAAUGACAUUGCUCACGCAUCAUGCGUCACACGUAAGUCCCAGCCUAUCGAUGUAGCGAGGGCGAUCUGGUUCUACGGUGUGGACGACGGUCACAACUCCAUGCGCUACGAUGUGCAAAUGCGCUACAACACCGUCAUCAUGGCGUUCAUCGCGGCUUCGGGCUUCGAUGCACAGGGGAGGGGGGGUGAACUCCUGAGCCAACUGCGCACACCGAUCGAUCCCUCGCUGCCGCACCCUAGGACUGUGAGGGAUAAGCACCGUCCGCCACCUAACGAGAACAGCUUCUUUGUCACCAAGUAUCAGAUCUUCAACGAGAGUUUCAAGGUCGACAAGUCGAGGCAGCAGCAGCAAGGUCAGCCACAGGAUGCAGACAUUGGAGGCGGCAAGAACAAUGUAUUCGUGUCGAGUACUCAGAUCUUCGGUGUCGGCCAAGCAUGA